CAGCGUGUUGUUAGGCAAUGCAAGUUGAUCUAUUGUUUUGGUGGUGAUCAGGUCAUUUCUUACAUUUGUGUGCUCUGUUUUGGAGUUAUUUUCUUAUUCAGGGAAAUUGGAGUUAAUUGUUGUAGUGUCACCAUUUUUGAGUUAUGGCAGCAACCCCGUUUGAAAAUGGACCGCAUGGUCGACAUGCAAGGCGCCUUGGGCCACGCCAGCCAGUUCGUCAGCCUAACCCUGGUACACGGCACCCAGUGCAUGGACCCCAAGGAGUAGGGCCAUAUCUGACCGAACAUCCGCCCCAUGUGCACCAGCCUCGACCCUACUUCUACGUGCAUCCUGUGCAGCCCCCUCCUCCUCCUCCCGUCUACCACUACCAGUGGCCCAUGCCCUACAACCCAUACUCUGGCUUUCCAGGGAUGGGUUACGGUAUGCCGGGUAUGGUUAUGCCACCGUUCCCUCCCCAACCAUACAUGGAGGCUCCAGGUUAUAUUCUUCCCCAUGCCCAGCUGCACCCUGCUGAGUAUAGACAAUACCAGUUUCCUCCUGCUGCCAUGGUCUACCAGAACCACAACAAUAGGUUGAGAACAUUUUACCAGAACACCACACCCAGAGAGACUGUCAACUCCGAAGUACAGACUGAACCACCACCUGAAGCGGAGAAAGACUAUGCUCCCUCAGCUGCCCCUCUGGCUGGGUCAGAUUCUGGAAGAGGCACCAACUCUACCCACUCCACCACCCCAUCCUCGCCAAGCUCCAAUGCAGAGAAACAGAGCUGCCCGGAAGUAGAACCUAAUUCCCCCACAGACCCACCUGCAGCAACCAAGACCAUCCACUCACGUAGGACCUCUAUAGAGGCACUGGGGAAGCCUGUCCAUGGUGGAGGUCACCUAGUGCAUCAUGAUGUGUGGUCAGUUGGCUCUGCUGAUGGCAUGGUCCCCAUGUGUAGCUCCUCUGACCAGGCGGAUGAGGUUAUCAUGGCUGAGAGGUGUGCGUCCUCCUCCUUCCCAGAUGUGUUGAUCGGCGGAGGUUCGCCAUCUUCCAAAAUGGAGAGGGCACCCAAAUGUGGUCAGAUUCUUACCCAAGAAAUUACACAUGGGAAUACCACAGAGGGCGCCAACGUCAUAACAGGAAGCUGUGAAGGUGUUACGAACUUAAACAAUUGCCACUACAAAAUACUGAAGCUACCUUUUAUCUUUCAUGACUUGAUGACUGAGUCAAAGGUGAAUGAGUCUGUGUGGUCAGUGGAGUCAAUGGCACCAUACGUCCCUUCUACAGAGUGGCUGAUACAAAAUGGACUGAUGGCGCCAGAAGAUGUGGCACAGGAGUCGUCUGAGAAAGUUUCAGCUGAUCAAAGCCAGAUGUCCUUUCAUUAUAGGCAGGUACCGAAAAAGUUGAAUGAGUCAGUAUGGUCAGUGCAGUCAUUGGCCCCAUAUGUCCCCUCCAAGGAAUUGCUGAUAGAGAACGUCCUUAUGAAUCCUGAGGUGGUGACUGAGAGAGAAUCUGAUCCUGCUAAGGUCAAUCAAGGCCUCCGAGCCAGUCAGGUCAUUGAUAUAACAGAGAGAAGGAGAAGUCGGCGGUUUUCGCUGACUUUAGAAAAUGUGAAAGAGGCUGAGAAAAUGUCUGACGAGAAUGCAACUCCAUGCCAGGAGUCAUUCCAUUAUAGGCAAAUACAGAGAAAUGAUAAGGAGUUUGUUUGGUCAGUGGAGCCUGUGGAAAAAGCCAGUGUGGAUGGUUUGCCUAUUAUGCUCUCAAGCAAAAGUACAAUGAUCCCAAGUCUUCAAGGAUCAUUGAAUAGCACUCAAGGGUCACUGAAACCCAAGGUUCAAUGUAGCCCAAAUCUGAAGCCUCUGGAAGUUACAGAGCACAGGGCUCAGAGCCCCCUCUGCUCUCCAGAUGACCCUGAAACAUAUGCCUCCAAAUGUAUGGCAGGAGACCAAGAGCCUGGUUACAGUUGUCCAGGUCCCUGCAACCAGGACAUGGAGAUUGAAGAGAAGGAGCCUUCCAAACAGACUGGGCCUGUUGUACCCAGUCGACAGGGCUGCAAGCAGAUGAUCGCAGAUGUUAGGAUGCUAACGGCUCCUUCCUUAAACAGACAGUUCAAGGUGUGUGGUCUGAAGUGUUCAAAGCUACAGGAGAGGAACUGCUCCUGUCAUGAGCCGAAGCUAAACGUUGCGAGUUUCAGGAAGAGCCCCACAGGCAGACUGAAUGAGGGAAAUGUGGCCCCUGAUCUCCCCAAGCCUCAGGAGCAGCAGUGUGGCAUUCCACAGAAUCAGAAACGACAGAUGGAUUCCAGGAAAGCAAACAAGGCCAGGCCUGGUCAUGAAUUUUGUGAAACUGGGUAUGGCCCGAACAAUAAUAAAAAGAAACGGAGACCAUGGCAAAAUGGACCACAGGACAGAACACAGGCACAGACUAACCCAUCAAACUCCCUUGGACAGUGGAACACCCAGAGGAAUGGCUACCAAGAACGCUGUAAUGGGUAUUAUGGCAGAUCUGGUAAAACAAGAGGAGCAAAUGGGGAAAAAAACACAAGGUACUGACUGACCAGAUUGAGGACAAAUGAAAUAUAUUUUAACUCUAUUUAUAGGCCUACCUACAACAAAAUUAAACUUUUUAAAAAAAAA
Messenger RNA from Oncorhynchus mykiss (rainbow trout), 2618 nucleotides. RefSeq lists its product as uncharacterized. NCBI's taxonomy places the organism in Eukaryota, Metazoa, Chordata, Actinopteri, Salmoniformes, Salmonidae. The record is from RefSeq and is a predicted model, not a curated record.